GCCGCAUCCGUAGCGGCCCGUGAAGGCGGCCCGGCGACCGGCAGCACCGCCCAGGGGCGCUGCGGCCCAUCCCUUCUCCCUCCCUCCCUCCCUGCCAGAGCCAUGGCGGCGGAGGCGGUUGGCGCGGCGACGGCCGGGGGGUGAGGCUGAGGCGGCUGAGGAGGCGGCGGCUGAGGAGGCGGCUGCGGGGCAGGAGGGCGGAGGGGGAAGAGGAUGCGGGAGUACAAGGUGGUGGUGCUGGGCUCGGGCGGGGUGGGCAAGUCGGCGCUCACCGUGCAGUUCGUCACCGGCACCUUCAUCGAGAAGUACGACCCCACCAUCGAGGACUUCUACCGCAAGGAGAUCGAGGUGGACGCCUCGCCCUCCGUCCUCGAGAUCCUCGACACCGCCGGCACCGAGCAGUUCGCCUCCAUGCGGGACCUCUACAUCAAGAACGGGCAGGGCUUCAUCCUCGUCUACAGCCUCGUCAACCAGCAGAGCUUCCAGGACAUCCGCCCCAUGCGCGACCAGAUCAUCCGCGUCAAGAGGUAUGAGAAGGUCCCUGUGAUCUUGGUUGGGAAUAAAGUGGACCUGGAGAGCGAGAGGGAAGUAUCGUCCAGCGAAGGCAGAGCUCUGGCUGAAGAAUGGGGCUGUCCAUUUAUGGAGACUUCCGCAAAAAGUAAAACAAUGGUGGAUGAGCUGUUUGCAGAAAUCGUCAGACAGAUGAACUAUGCGUCGCAGCCGGAUAAAGAUGACCCGUGUUGUUCUGCAUGUAAUAUACAAUAGCGUUACGAAUGACGGAGUCGGACCUUCAUUUGCUGUAUUUUUGGUAAAGUAACAGAACUGACUGCUUCACUUUGUGAUUUAAGUUGGGUCCCUCGGGAUAAAUCCAAAGCGGAGCAGCAGCAUUAACUCCAAGCAGAACGCUGACGUUGAUGGGGGUGAGCUUCUGCAGGUCACUUACCUGAAGCACACUUUCUACACCUGCAACUCUGUAGCACGGCCAGCAGCUUUACAGAGUCAGCACGAGCGAUGCUUGUUGGCCUGGGCAAGCGACAGCAGUCAACAACUUUCAGCCAAGAGUUCUUGAUGGCGGUGAAAAGGAGAGCGCCAGCAAAGACACCUUUGCCCUCUGCGUAUCCUCUGGUGACAAAAUAAAAUCGAACGGAACUUUUAAGUGUCUGCAUAUUGAAUUUCAGGACUUGUCACUUGUGGCCAAGUUUACUCAGUCAAAUAUGCUAAGUUCAUCUUUCCCCUUGACCACAAGUGUUAGUAGCGUUCUUGGAAAAUAGGUGUAAUUCUGUUUCUUCUUCCUCCCCACCCUCCCACCCCCUUAAUUUGAUUCUGUUCUAUUAUCCCAUCAUGCGAAAAGGAAAAUAUUCCAUCAGUACUUGAAAGUAAAGAGAGGAGCUCUGGAAAAAAAAAAUCAACGGCUUGCGAAGAGAACAGUGAGACGUCGGAAUGUGUUAGAUAUUCUGCUUUGCUGCUCGGAAACGGCAUGGGUCACUUCGAUGCCGUUCGGUCAAGAAACCAAACAAACCCUCCAUUUACGAAACAGGAAAUGUGUUCAUCUCUUUCCUGAACCAGGAGGGAAGGAACUAUGUUGGGGGGGAGGGGGAAUAUCGCUUAGCCUUACUGACGAGGAAAAUGUUAGCACAUUAACAAAUACCAUCUUGUAAGGAAAAUGAAGCCAUGUUGUAUCCAGAUGUUCCUUUUUUGCAAAAACCUCACAGGGACAGUCUGAGCAUCUUGUUUUGUUUUUGUUUUUUUUGUUUUUAAGUUUGAAGGGUAACGGUUUGUUUCUUGCCUUUAAGGGCUACAUCUUUGGUGUGAUACCCCAAUUAACCUUUGAAAGUCCAAUUUGCCAUUUUAUAGCUUUAACGUUGGCAACCUGGUUAAUUGAAUUAACUGUGUUGAAGUUACUUUGGCUCAGAAGCUGAAUACACAGUGUUGUAGUUCCACAGGUGAGGGAGGGAGAAGAUUGGUGUCUUCCCUCACCCUUUCCAGUUGCCUAACAUGCUAGUGAGAUGCUGCCAUACAGUGGUCCUGUUGCCCUGGUUAUUGCCGUGAGUGAAAACAUUGUUUUGAAAUGGUGCUCAGCCUCUGAUCUUAACUUUCAUAGCAGUGAAAUACUUACCAUUUGCAUGACUUUUAACAGCACCGGUUAUAUCUAUUCUGAUGUCUUACAAUCAAGGAAGUUUCCAAUCAGAAUGUCUAGGGUUGAAAUGCUGGAGUCGAUCGUAUAGAGACGGACCUUUACGGAAACAUUUGGCCUUUAAAUGCAAUACCUUUGAGCCUGCGGUCCCAAUGGCGCCCUGGAGUUUGGCUUCUCAGUCUUGUGAAAAUAGUUAUGUAAUUCCUUUGUGUCGAUGAGUGGAGAGGUGUGUGUGUAUCUCAUGUGCCUGUUGGUGGGACUGGAUGUGCGUGUGACUUUCUACAAAUGCUGUAAUGAAGUUGAGUUCUGAGGCGUUUGCCUCCGUCGGCAGAAAUACUCCUUGCAAUCUAAAGCGCAUCUAAAGAAACCGCAUUUGAAAAAAAAAUGCGUGUUUGAACUUUGACAACACUUGGCCACUUUAUUUCUUGUGCAACAGAACAUGUUUUAAGUUCACGGUUUAAAGAUGGCGGAUGAGUAGAGGCCACUGUUGCCUUAGUCCUUGCAUGUUUUCCCAUAAUCAAGGAAACGAGUGUAACGUGAAAUACGAUGUCCUACUCUGGAAAUGUAGCUCCUCCUUGACCAGCUUGCACAGCCUUUGAAGUUGUGGCACCUGCUGUCAACAACUUGCAUGUAUCGAGGGGGGGAAAAGAAUUGUCACAAGUUCAACAAUACCUAAAAUGUUUUAGGAAGGAAUGUCACUGCAGAAGUAGCUGUGUCUCUUAGGAAAAUAACUGGCUGCAGAAUUGAAAUAACUUGCUCUCUCCUGCCCCACAGCACGCCAUUAUUUUUGAAUAUCGAUCUGAAUGAUUCCAAAAAAAGUAGUCCCCGUCUCUUGCAUGGCAGAUGGUUUACACACCCGUAACCAUGACACGGAUAACAUGAUUGAAGGGAAAUAAAUAGCAUUAAUGAUGAAAAUAGGACCGGAAGUCAUUGCAAUGCCAUAUUCUGAACAAGAAAGCAAAAUACUUCCUAGAUCAUGCUUACUAUGAUUUUGGAGACAAAGCACUGUGUGUUCUUGCAAAAGUGUAAUGGUUUUAUGUGACAUGUCAUUCUAAGGAGGUAGUCUGUGUGCAGUUUGGAUUCUGCAAACAUUACUAGUGGGACGGUGAAAAGUGUGUUGGCUGAAUUUUUUUUAAUCAGCAAAAGGGACAGUCCAGCUGCAGUCUAAUCACAUUUCUCCCUACCCCCGAAAAAGAAAUUGCAUUUACCUCCGUGUAAUGUGUUUAGGCCAGCAAAGGGAUCAGUGGGGAAAAACAGGCGUUGACCAGUUGUCUAGUGCCAAUUUCAGAGGUGCCACAGCUCCUGUGGUUGAUUCCUCCCCCCCCUUCACGCUAGCGGUGGCAGCGGCUUAUCUUGCGGCAGUGGCUCUGUUGCGUUAGAAGUUUUCUGUUGACCGGAGGUAGCUUUCAAGAAACGAAGCAGGCAGUGGCCUGCUCUUAAGCCAGCCUCUUGGCAACCCUAGCUCUGUGCCACUAGGAACGUGGGGGUGCACCCUGUCGUGUUCAUAAUAAGCCACGGCAAUGCUUUCACACUGUGUGCAAGAGGAGCCCGCUGGCAUCCCCUGACACCAUCACAUGUCCCCGGAGUUACUUAUCAAGGAUCAGUGCAUUAUUUUAUAUCCUGAUCAGAUUCCAAUGAUAGUAUUUUCGUUUUGGUAUGACACGCCUUAAAAUAUUAUCAUUUGAUCCAAAGACCCACUUAAUUCUUUAGCUGCUCUCAUCGAGCUCUGUAUUUUUCUGCAGAUGGCUUUUUUUUUUUUUUUUACGUUUAUGUUGUAAAAUGUCGCAGCUCCCUCUGGAAAUGUGUUAAUUUCCCUUUUUCCUUUUCACGGGAGUUAAUCAAGCCAUCAUCAACUGUAGAAGCUUUCAAGGUAAGGAUUUUUUGUUAAAAAAAAUUCUUCCUGUACCAAGAGCAGCUUUUUAGAGACUUCCUCUUCAUGGCAGGAUCAAGAAUACCUUCACUCCUCUUCAUACACUCCAUUUCUAAAGAUGCCAUUAACUUCCUGUGGGCAAACUUCCUGGUAUUUGCAUCUUUUUUUUUUUUAAAGAUACAAGCAUCCUCUGUUCAAGUUGCAUAGAUGCAGGGGUGGAAUUCUAGCAGGAGCUCCUUUGCAUAUUAGGCCACACACCCCUGAUGUAGCCAAUCUUCAAAGAGCUUACAAAAAAAUAGCCUUGUAAACUCUUGGAGGAUUGGCUACAUCAGAGGGUGUGUGGCCUAAUGUGCAAAGGAGCUCCUGCUAGAAUUCCACCUCCUGAUGUAUGGUCUUUCCUCAGCACGUGCUCAAAGCACCAGCCAGAUGGCAAUGGCAAAACUCUUGACGAUGUAGUACAUUUGGCAGUUUUCAUGUGCACAUUCCCCUCUUGUCAGUCCUCGAUCAGGGUUUCAAAUGAUUGCAGUGUGGUUUUUGAGACUAGACUUAACCCGUUAAUUUGAGAUUUCCUAAGAGUGGAAUAAAAGAUAUUUAACAGUUGAUUGUUGAGCUCGAUUGCAACUGAUAACGGGGAAAAAAAAACUGCAGCAAGUUUUAUAAGGGGUCAGUUGUUUAAAAUCAUGAUGUUUCGAAAAGAAAAUCAAAUUGUACAUAGAACUCAAUGCAAACUCAGCAGUUGUAUUUGGAGUUAAAUUAUUUUAACAAAUAAAUUUAUUUAAUGAAAA
Molecule: messenger RNA, 4789 nt
Organism: Heteronotia binoei (common prickly gecko)
Lineage: Eukaryota; Metazoa; Chordata; Lepidosauria; Squamata; Gekkonidae
Gene: RAP2A
Product: RAP2A, member of RAS oncogene family
Exons: 2
Coding region: 214-765 (183 amino acids)
Biological process (GO): negative regulation of cell migration; Rap protein signal transduction
Cellular component (GO): plasma membrane
Molecular function (GO): GTP binding; GDP binding; GTPase activity
Source: RefSeq, a predicted model, not a curated record